GCCCCUCAGCUGAGCACGUGUUUGCUCGCAGCAAGCGGUCUGUGUGCUUCAGUCAGAAUCAGUGCGUGUGUGAGGAGUGAAGAGACAGAGAUGAGCAGAGAGAAGUGGAGGACCAGACAACAACAACAACAACUACACACUCCAUCCGACACUGAUAUCCUGGCGUGUGGAUCAGACAUGAAUCAUGGAGCCAUGAAGAAGAUCAGCUCCAUGUUCUCGACGCUUCAGGAGAAACUCCACAGAACCAAGCGGAGCGCCUCUGACCCCGGACCGCUGCAGACGCCGGCCGCGACGCCUCCGUCCCGACGAGAGCGCAGUCACAUGGGCCAGCUGUUCUUCGAGUACCUGCUGGUGGUUAGUCUGAAGAAGAGGAGGAACGAGGACGGAUACGAGCCCCACAUCACGUACCAGUUCCCCAAGCGUGAGGUGAUGGGGCGACUGCAGCGAGAGGAAGAGGAGAAGUGCAUGAAGGCCGCUCAUCUCUUCUGCUUUCCAGAGGGAAUCAACUGGGCGCCUCUGACCGAGUACAGCAGCGAGACGUUCUCGUUCGUUCUGACCGAGGUGGACGGCAGCAGGAGGAACGGCUACUGCAGGAGGCUGCUGCCGGGCGGCAGCGGCGCUCGUGUUCCCGAAGCGUACUGCAUCAUCAGCCGCGUGGCGUGUUUCGGACUCUUCUCAAAGAUCUUUGACGAGGUGGAGAAGCGCAGGCAGAUCUCCAAAGCCAUGAUCUAUCCGUUCAUGCAGAGCCUGCGGGAAGCGCCGCUGCCAGCGCCGGGAAACACCGUGAAGAUCAGCAGCUUCAUCCCGGAGGCGGGAACAGAGAUCAUCAGUCUGACGCGGCCCGCCGACUCCUGGCUGGAACACGUGGAUUUCCGGUCGCUCUUCCGCUGCCUGACGGAUGAGGAGGUGCUGCUGGUGUUCACCGCCGCUGUGAUGGAGCGACGAAUCAUCUUCAUCUCAGAGGAGCUCAGCACUCUCUCUCAGGUUCUUCACGCUGUAGCUGCUCUCCUGUAUCCGUUCGUGUGGCAGCACACCUUCAUAUCGAUCGUUCCUACCGUUCUGAUCGACGUGUGUGCGGCACCGACGCCGUACCUGCUGGGAGUCCAGAAGAACAUGCUGGAGCUGCUGACGGACCACAGCGACGUGAUGAUUGUUGAUCUGUCGGCUGGAGCAGAAACUAGAUUCAUCACAAGAAUCGGCGAUGAGGAGUCACUCCUGCCGGCUAAACUGAGAGAGGGGCUGCUGAUGGGACUGUCCGCGCGCACACGCCAUGCCACUACAGACGAGCUGAACCGGCUGGUGUCAGAGACCUUCCUGUCCGUCUUCAUCAAGAGCGUGGGCCAUUUCUCAGAACACAUCAAGCGCUGCGGGAACGGCCGCCAGUUCCAGAAGAAGAGCUUCCUGAAGGCUGUGGAGCACAAAUCGCACCUGAACUUCGUCAAACUCUUCAUCCAGACACAGAUGUUCGAUCUCUUCAUACAGGAAGAGGAAAUGCAACCCAAUCCUAAUGGGUUCUUUCAUCGGAAGGUGUCGGAGUAUCACGAGAGGAGGAAGAAGGAGAAGACGAAGGCCGGAUGGGUGCGAGGUGUGGUGGUGUAAGCGCUUCAGGGCGUUGGUGUUCAUUCACGGUUACGCUUUUAUCAGACAAUCAGUGGUGAAUAUUUAAUGCUGUUUAUUUGUGUUGUUUUAAUGUAAUAAAAUAUAAAGUGAAGUGAUACAGAGGCUGAGUGAAUCACGUAUUUCACCUCAUUAAAAGAACAAAGAUAGAAAACUAUAUUAUAGUAUUAUACAAAUCAAAGCCUGUUUUAGGAGGUAUUUUGCAUUGUGACAUUAUUUUCAUGCCAAUUAAACAUUUAACCUGUAA
Molecule: messenger RNA, 1864 nt
Organism: Megalobrama amblycephala (Wuchang bream)
Lineage: Eukaryota; Metazoa; Chordata; Actinopteri; Cypriniformes; Xenocyprididae
Gene: dennd2db
Product: DENN/MADD domain containing 2Db
Exons: 13
Coding region: 91-1599 (502 amino acids)
Cellular component (GO): cytosol; nucleoplasm
Source: RefSeq, a predicted model, not a curated record